UUAGGCAACACAUAAUACACAUCUGAUUAUUUAAUGUAGUCUGGAGGAACCUUGCGAGAGGUCAAUUUCUUCAAUUAUCCUGUUGUAAGCCACUUUGUUUGAAUACACAAGAAUGCGAACUCCGCUAAACUUGCCCCAAACUGACAGGUGACACUGGUGACAUUUGAGGUUAUGUCGAAAUAUACCCUGCCAAUUUAAAUAAUUUUUUUCAACAUUUAGACCCUUGAAAAAUGUCGACCCCCUCACACUCCAAUGCAAUCAACAAGAACAUUCAAACCUGCACCGACUGUCCAUCUGGACCCCCAGCCCUCUGUCCAAAAAACAACAUCUCGUCGCUGUUCUUCUCCUGCGAAAACCCCCUCGAAGUGUUCACCUGCACGGCGUGCGACUUCGGCACAAACGUGAAACUCCUCCUGAAGAAACAUUUCCAGAUCUGCCACACCGCAAUUUCAGAAAACAUCGAACUCCUGUCGGUUUUAAAGUACUCUUUACGGACCUACGUUUGCAAGAACUGCAGCUUCGAAACGCACUUCUCGUUGCAGUGGCUCAAGCACGUAAUCAACUGUUUCGAAAACCCCGAAGAGGUGCACCCCACCACGCACACCCUCUACAAAAACAAACCCCUGUUAAAGUGCGAACAUUGCUCGUACGUCACCAAGUACCGCAACAACUUCAAAAUCCACCAAAUCCGCAAACACACCCCCGAUAAAGACAUCAAAUGGUUUCAAUGUGACCGCUGCCCGUACAAAGGCAAGACGAAAACGGUGUUCGAAAAUCACAGACUCAUGCACUUGAACAUGCCUUUGUUUGAGUGUAAUUACUGCUCGACGUGGUUCAAGUCCAAACACCAGUUGUACUAUCAUAGGAGGUCGGUGCAUGAGGACGCCAAAUUCAAGUGUAGUGAGUGCACUUUUGCCACUGCUACUAAGUACACUUUAUCUAAACACGUCAAGUGGCACCACGGCGCUCCGGAAGAAAUCGACUGGUUCAAAUGUGAGCACUGUUCCUACAAGAGUAAACAAAAAUCGGGAUUGGAAGCCCACAAGACAGCUAAACAUAAGCGCGCGGAUGAGAUAAACUGGCUCAAGUGCAACCACUGCGAAUUUAAAGCUAAGACUAAAUCGGUUUUGAGGAACCAUGUGGUUCGAAGACACACUAAUGAAGAGGAUUUCAGGUGGUUUGAGUGUGACCGGUGUCCGUAUAAAGGGCGGCAGAAGUCUCAUUUGGAGUAUCACAUAAUGUCGAAGCACGCAAGGGCUGCGAUUCAGUGGCACGAGUGUGAGAAGUGCCCCUACAAAGCUAAAAGGAAGUGGAUAUUGAGGUCGCACGUCAUGCGAGUGCACACGGACGUGAAAGACAUCAACUGGUUUAAUUGUGAGCAAUGCGAGUACAAAAGUAAGGAGAAAAGUCACUUGAAAAGGCACCAGAAGAGGAUCCAUGUGGAUCGAGCUCUGGUCGACUAGCUGGUUUCAGUUUCAGUAUUCUUAUUAGGUUUAUGUUAUUGUUUUGGUGCAAUUAGGAAGUUUUUAAUGUGUUGUUUGGUUUUAUAUUUAAUAAAUUUGUUGUUUUUCAA
Molecule: messenger RNA, 1573 nt
Organism: Zophobas morio
Lineage: Eukaryota; Metazoa; Arthropoda; Insecta; Coleoptera; Tenebrionidae
Product: zinc finger protein 782-like
Exons: 2
Coding region: 231-1463 (410 amino acids)
Biological process (GO): regulation of transcription by RNA polymerase II
Molecular function (GO): DNA-binding transcription factor activity, RNA polymerase II-specific; RNA polymerase II transcription regulatory region sequence-specific DNA binding
Source: RefSeq, a predicted model, not a curated record